GAGUAGUCGCAUUUUUCGCCAUCUGUUAUGUAAAUACGUCAAAAUUUUGGUACCAAAAUAAGCACUAUGCGCCCAUAGAAUUAUAUAUAGUAGGGUAAAUACCCUUCGAUUAAAUAUUUUGCAAUCUGAUAGCUUCGAAAAUUAUUACAUAGAAAAAUAAUUAAAUUAAUUAAAUUAAAAUGUCUGAGCAGGAAAAAGACAAUAAUACUAAGAGAUUUAUUGAAAGUGAUGCUGGGGAUGGUACUAAAAGAGAAGACCAAUAUUUACAUGGUGCCCAUCUAUUUGCAUGCUUUGGUGCUAUUUUUCUUUGUAUGUUUAUCACUGCAUUAGAUCAAACUAUUGUGGCUACUGUAUUGACUACAGUAGGAAAUAAAUUUAAUGCAUUCGGAGAAAUUAGUUGGUUGGUAUCGGGGUUUAUGUUAACAUUGGGGGCAUUCAUGCAAAUGUUUGGUAAAAUAUCAAUAAUAUUUGGUAGAAAAUAUAGUAUGCUUGUAGCUAUUGUAAUUUUUGAAUUAGGAUCUUUAAUUUCAGGAGUUGCUCCAAACAUGAAUACUCUUAUCGGUGGUAGAGUAGUGGCUGGUGUUGGUGCUUCUGGUAUUCAAGGUCUUUCUUUUGUAAUUAUUAGUGAAGUUGUCCCAAUUGAAAGACGUCCUAUGGGGAUGGCUAUUUUAAGUUGUGUAUUUGCAUUUGCCAGUGUUUUGGGUCCAUUAGUUGGUGGUUCAUUUACUUCAAAAGUUAGUUGGAGGUGGUGUUUUUAUAUUAAUUUACCAAUUGGUGCUGUUGCAUUUGCCUUUUUGGUUUGGGCUUUCAAUCCACCUAGACCAAAAGUUAAUAUGAAAGAAGAAUUGAAAAGAUUUGAUUAUUUUGGAUCAUUUUUAUUAGUUGCUGGGUGGAUAAUUCUUUUAUUGGCCCUUACUUUUGGAGCUGACAAUUACAGUUGGAACUCUGCUGCUGUCAUAGUAACAUUUAUUCUAGGUGGUGGAAUUUUGGUUAUCUUUGUAAUUUGGAAUUGGUUCUUCUCAAAAAAUCAACUUUUUGCUAAUGAAAUCAUCAAGAUUCCCCAAAUUAUGGCUGCUGUGCUUGCUAUUACUGGAGUCUUUUCUUUUUCAAUGACCUCUAUGGUAUAUAUUUCCAUUUAUUAUCAAGUUAUUCUUGGAUAUACAGCUCUUCAUACUGGUAUUUGGUUGUUGCCCUUGAGUGUAUCAGUUGUUAUUUGUUCUGUUACUGCCGGUAUGUCAGUUCAAAAGUUUAGGUACAUAAAACCAUUUAAUAUUAUUUCGGGGUUAUUGGCACCUCUUGGUGCUGGAUUAUUAUUGCUUUAUAAUUUAGAUCGUCAUACAGGAAAGCAAAUUGGUAUAUCAAUUGUGAUUGGAGCUGCUACUGGAUUUCAGAUUCAACCUUCUAUUUUAGCAGCACAAGUAAAGGCUCCUAAAACUCCUGGAAGUACGAUUAUGGUUACAACAUUUGUCGCCUUUUGUAGAUCAAUUGGAAGUGCAGUUGGUACAGCUUUAGGGAAUGUAAUCUAUUCUGUAUCCUUAAAGAAUGCAUUUACAUCAUCAUUUUCUAAUCCUAAACCAGGAGAUGCUAGUAUAAUACAAGAGUUGGCGGGAAUGGAUAUUAAUAGACUUGUUUCUGAUAGUUCAUUCAUUGCUGCUUUAAGUCCAGAAGCACAAUUAUUUGUUAAACAACAGAUAAUGCAUGCCAUUAAAAAUGUGUUCUAUUUCUGUAUUGGACUUUCUGUAAUUGGUACAGUUUCAAGUUUUUUUGUCACUAAUCAAAAAUUACCAAAAGUUAGUGGACGUGUUGAAAAUAAGGAUGAAGAAGAAGGGAAAGAAAAGAAUGAUACUGUUGAAGGUCAUAGUGAAGAUGAUGAAAUAAUUGAUUUAGAAGAUAAGAAGAAAGUUGAGAGUAAGGAAAAUACUGUUAUUGGUUCUGAUAGUGUUGAACUGAAUCAAGAAUGAUUGGCAAGAGAUUUUAUAGACAUGUAUAUAUAUAAUUUUGUGAAUAAAAAAAAUUUU
This is a messenger RNA of Scheffersomyces amazonensis, 2018 nucleotides long. RefSeq names its product MDR family MFS transporter. Gene Ontology annotation, cellular component: plasma membrane. NCBI's taxonomy places the organism in Eukaryota, Fungi, Ascomycota, Pichiomycetes, Serinales, Debaryomycetaceae. Gene Ontology annotation, biological process: transmembrane transport. Gene Ontology annotation, molecular function: transmembrane transporter activity. The record is from RefSeq and is a predicted model, not a curated record. The coding region runs from base 180 to 1961 and encodes 593 amino acids. The transcript has a single exon.